Messenger RNA from Lactuca virosa, 913 nucleotides. The record is from the annotation of a GenBank genome assembly. NCBI's taxonomy places the organism in Eukaryota, Viridiplantae, Streptophyta, Magnoliopsida, Asterales, Asteraceae.
GAGGUAUCGUAAAUUUCUAUGCUUAUUUACAUUCUUCUUCUGUCGGUUCUUCCCCCUCUUUGUUUCGUAUGAUCCCCGCCAUCCUAUGUGAUUCUACUUCUUCUUCUACAAGCAUCAAUCACAAUUCUCUGUAAUUUCACGGCGGAGAUCCAAUUUCAACGUUACACUAGCGGCCGUCGGAAGGUAGGGCCGGUCGAACCUUUUUACAGACGGCUCAAUCUUAUCCACCAUGAAUACCGAGUACGAUUAUUUGUUCAAGCUUUUGCUGAUUGGAGAUUCAGGAGUUGGCAAAUCAUGUCUUCUGCUCAGAUUUGCUGAUGACUCAUAUCUUGACAGUUAUAUCAGCACAAUCGGUGUUGACUUUAAAAUCCGCACUGUGGAUCAAGAUGGAAAGACCAUUAAGCUUCAAAUUUGGGACACUGCUGGACAGGAAAGGUUUAGGACCAUUACUAGCAGCUACUAUCGUGGGGCCCACGGCAUUAUCAUAGUCUAUGAUGUUACUGACCUAGAAAGUUUCAACAAUGUGAAACAAUGGUUGAGUGAAAUUGAUCGCUAUGCAAGUGAAAAUGUAAACAAACUUCUAGUUGGUAACAAAUGUGAUCUUGCUGAAAGUAGGGCUGUUUCAUUUGAUACUGCAAAGGAAUUUGCGGAUGGAAUUGGCAUUCCAUUUAUGGAAACUAGUGCCAAAGAUGCCACCAAUGUGGAGCAAGCUUUCAUGGCUAUGUCUGCUGAUAUCAAGAACAGGAUGGCAAGUUAUUCAUUCAUCACCAAUUCAUUUCCAGUUACAAUCUGUUUGCAACCAUAAAUCCAUUUCUGUUUGAAUUUUGGCAGACUUAUAAAUAGUAUUUUUUGAAUAAGAUACCAAUUGGGUAGUCUCUGUUUUAUUUUAUAAUUUCCUUGUGAUAAUGGUUUA